UUCCUCCCACUGGGGUGUGGAGGGAGUAGAUAUUCUGGGAGAUCAUUGCUAGCACCUUGGAGUGGAACUUAUACAUUCAGUGUCUUCAAACAUCAUUGGAGUAGUCUAAAGCUUCUAUGGUGGCCCGUUGAGAAGAUCCAGGUCUGGUCUUCAAACUGAGCAGCACAGAUGACAUUCUUUCGGUUCUCUCAAGUUUUGCUGGUGGUGAUGAGCAAUCUUGGCUUUGGGGCUCUUGUAUGCAGUGGAUCCAGUUCCUUCAUCUUGCCUCUGCACCCGAAGCUGAGCACGGUGGAAUAAAGAGGCUGGCGGGUGCAGAGGCCUGGCGUGGGUUGUUUAUCUUUUAUCUGCUCCUACGUCCAAACAGAGACGGAGAGGGAUUGUAUGCUUUUUUUUUUUUUUUUUUUCUGAAGACCAAAGAGCCAGGUAAAGGAAUAUUUUUAUGAGGCACAUGUUCAUAAAGAUGGGCCAGGACCAAACAAAGCAGCAGAUAGAGAAAGGGCUCAAGCUUUACCAGUCAAAUGAGACAGAGAAAGCUCUACACGUCUGGAUGAAGGUUCUGGAGAAGACCACUGAUCCCGGGGGCAAGUUCAGGGCUUUAGGCUGUCUGAUAACAGCACAUUCAGAGAUGGGGAAAUACAAAGAGAUGCUAAAGUAUGCCCUAGCUCAGAUCGACACAGCACGAGAGAUGGAGGACCCAGACUACCUAACUGAAGGCUACCUGAACCUGGCCCGCAGCAACGAAAAGCUUUGUGACUUUCAGAAGACCAUUUCAUACUGCAAGACCUGUUUAAACAUGCAAGGCACCACUGUGAGCCUGCAGCUCAACGGCCAAGUGUGUUUGAGCAUGGGCAAUGCCUUCCUGGGACUCAGUGUCUUUCAGAAAGCCUUGGAGAGUUACGAGAAGGCCCUGCGGUACGCCCACAAUAAUGAUGACAAAAUGCUGGAGUGCAGGGUGUGCUGCAGCCUGGGCAGCUUCUACAUUCAGUUAAAGGAUUAUGAGAAGGCCCUGUUUUUUCCAUGCAAAGCAGCUGAGCUUGUCAAUGACUAUGGGAAAGGCUGGAGUCUCAAGUACCGUGCCAUGAGCCAGUACCACAUGUCAGUGGCCUACAGGAAGUUGGAGCGCCUGCCAGAUGCCAUGGAAUGCUGUGAGGAAUCAAUGAAGAUAGCUCUGCAGCAUGGAGAUCGUCCUCUUCAAGCCAUGUGUCUUCUGAAUUUUGCAGAUAUUCAUCGCUGCCGCAAUGAUGUUGAUAAAGCAUUCCCUCGCUAUGAGUCUUCAAUGUGUAUAAUGACAGAGACUGGCAACCGCCUUGGACAAGCAGCCAUCCACUUAGGAGUGGGGAAGUGUUGGUUACUGCAGAAGGAGCUUGACAAGGCACUGGAUUCUUUUCAGCGAGCGUACGAACUAGCAGACGGAAUCGGCAACAAGCUGUGUUCUCUGAAGGUACACUGCCUGUCGGAGGGCAUCUACCGUAGCAGGGAGCAGCAGGAUGAGCUCCGAGAGCAGGUGGUGAAGUUCCUGCAAUGUGUAGAAGAGCUGGAGCUCUACUGUGGCAUGUGUGGCGAGUCAAUCGGGGAGAGGAACCAGCAGCUCCAGGCUUUGCCUUGCUCCCACAUCUUUCACCUCAAGUGCCUGCAGACGAAUGGGACACAGGGAUGCCCGAAAUGUCGCCGUUCAUCCAUGAAGCCAGGUUUUGUAUGACACGGUUGUGAAGUUCUACUUUGGACUAAGCGACAUAUUAUCGUGGCUCCACUUGAGAAAAAGACUGCAGCGUUCUCUGCAGGAGACACAUAAACAGAACAAAGGGAGUGUGUUAAAUUCCACCCUGUUCAGCUCAUCUGGAAUUAAUAUCGACACUGAACACGAAUGGAAAUAGCCGUAAAGGAGAGCUCCAGCCAUCUGCACAAAGUGUACACUUUAUGCUGUGAGACUUUGCGCUGACUCAAAAUCUGUGUAUGCCCUAGUGGGCUAGCUGGAGGCAGCAAGUCGGAUACAAAAUUCUUAAAGCACUAGGUGUAUAAAUGAAGAAAAAAAUGUUUAAAAAAAGAGUGAUGUGACAAGGGGUCUCUAUACAUAUCAUCUUGCUACGUCAGUGUACACUGGCUAUGUGGCAUGGAUCAUUUUUUCAUGGAUUCAGGUAGAAUUAUUUAGGACAUGCCACGUUUGGCAUCUGUAAAUUGAAUAAAAUGUAGAAAUGAUGCUGAUUGUUAAAAUGCAUUACAUUUUCGUACUGUAGUAAUAUUAUAUGAUUAUUGCUAGGCUACUGUAUAUAGCACUAACAAACUAUAUACAUUUAAACUGUAAAACUUGGGGAUAUAGUUAAUGUACUGUAUAUACUUUGUACUACAAAACAAUCGUGUCAGUAGCUAGUUUGUUGUUUAGGGAGGUCCAGUGAUUACAAUGACGGUAAAAAUCAAAUGCAGCCAGCUGUGGUUUUAACACUGUGUUCAUAACAGACCCUCUGAACAGACUUAAAUACCAUUUUAUACUAAAGAUGUUCAUAUUAACUGAACCAAAUGUGUGCUGCAGUGGUUCUUAAUCACAAUCCCGAGGAUCCAUUUGCACUGCAUUUUUUCCCCUUACCUAUUUUACACAGUUAACACAGCACAUAUCAGUUACAGCCCUUCAUGAGCCAUUGAAAAUCAGUCUAAAGCAUGGGAUCAUUAGGGACUAGGACUUAGAAUCCUUUCACUACUGCAUGUCUGCUUGUCUCCCUGCUUUCUCUGCCCACAACAGAGCUUUCAUAAAUAAGACAAAUUUUUAGUAAAUGUAUGCAUGCAUGUAUGAUUCAUAAAAUAUAUAGGUAGCUUAUUAAAAAUUGGAUGCAUAUUACACAGUAGCUACACAGAUUGUAUUGUGGUUCGACAUCUAACUGAAUAACAGAAUAUUUGGUAAAUAAAAGAUUAUUGUUGAAUGUCAACUCUUAAGAAAGAGUGAAUUCUUAUAACUAAAUGGGAGCAAUGUGAGAUGCUGCUGCUCUUCUGUAUGUAUUCAUUUUCUUACUUCUGGAAUUAUUAUUAGUUCUAUCUUAUGUUUUCAAAAUUAAUAUAACUGUUCGAUUUUACUAACAACUCACAUGUAGCAAUUUCGCAUUCUGUCAUCUCCCAGUACAAAACUACCUCUUUCCAUUUAUUCUUUACAACACAAGCAUGUAUUUGCUUUAGGAUCAGAGUUACAGUUGCAAUCGAAAUUAUUCAAGUGCCCACUACAAAUCAGGUUUAUCGGCAUAAUUUACAGACUUGCAGCUGUUUGCAAUGAACAAAUCAAGCAAAAGAAUGCUUCAAGCGGUUUCCCCAAAUUCAACUGAAAAUGUAACUUUUAUAAUGAUUUAUCCAGUUUAAAAAUUAUUCAACCCCUUCAUAGCAAGCAUCUUUAGUACUUCGUAGAACACCCUUUUGCUGUUAUGACCUGCUGCAACGAGAUGAAUAGUUUCUGGCAGCGUUCCUGAGGAAUCUUAGCCCAUUCCUUAUGACCAGUGGCCUCCAGUUCAGUAAUAUUCUUGGGUUUGUGUGCUGCACCCACCUUCUUCUAAUCCCACCAGAGAUUUUUCUAUGGGGUUCAAGUCAGGUGGCUGUGAUGGCCCCGUAGAAUCUUCCAGGACUUCUUCUGCAGCCAAGCCUUGGUGGAAUUUGAGGUAUGCUUGGGAUCAUUGUCCUGUUGGAAGAUCCAAUUCAGCUUCCUCACAGACAGCAUGACAUUUUCUCCUUGGAUUUCCUGAUACUUCAGUGAAUCCAUCUCGCCGUCCACACGCUGCAGGUUUCCUUUGCCAGAGGAUGCAAAGCAGCCCCAGAGCAUCACCGAACCGCCACCAUGCUUGACGGUGGACAGAGUGUUCUUUCCUCAUUCUUCUUCCUCCAGACAUACCGCUGAUCCAUCGUGCUGAAAAGUUCCAGUUUUGUUUCAUCGCUCCGCAGAACAAAAUCCCAAAACUUCUGUGGCUUAUUUAUAUGAUUUUGAGCUGACCUUUCUUGUAUUUUUUACUUAAUUCUUGCAUCAGGUAUGCUUGAGACAACACCUGUUUUGCAUAUUUGUACUGUUGUGAGGGAUUCUAUUCAGGGGGUUGAAUAAUUUUGAGACUGAAGAAAUCAUUAUAAGUUGCAUUUUCAGUUGAAUUUGGGGAAACCGCUUGAGGCAUUCGUUGUGUUGAACUAUUUCAAUUGCUUUGUUUGAUUUGUUCAUUGUAAACAGCUGAAAGUCUGUAAGUUUUGACAAUAAACCUGAUUUGCAGUGGGGGUUGAAUAAGUUUGAUUGCAACUGUAAGCUCCAAAUAUUAUAAAAUAUAUAUGUUGAAUGUUUGAGAAUGGUCCUACAGACAUAUCCAGUGGGUUUUGUUUUUUUUUUUUUUUAUAGUGAAAUUGCAAUAAAACUUUUUGCUACAAUUGA
Molecule: messenger RNA, 4381 nt
Organism: Ictalurus punctatus (channel catfish)
Lineage: Eukaryota; Metazoa; Chordata; Actinopteri; Siluriformes; Ictaluridae
Gene: rapsn
Product: receptor-associated protein of the synapse, 43kD
Exons: 8
Coding region: 440-1699 (419 amino acids)
Biological process (GO): chemical synaptic transmission
Cellular component (GO): synapse
Molecular function (GO): protein-membrane adaptor activity; acetylcholine receptor binding
Source: RefSeq, a predicted model, not a curated record